UGUCUUGACCGCUUUGGCGAAUGACCGGUUUUGGUCAUUUUGCCAAUCAGUGAUAAAGCUUCUCUUGACUCGAGACAGUAACGCCGCAACACCAGACCAGCGCUUAGUAGAUUGAUAUAUCUUCCAUCUCUUUAUAUCGACCUUGAUGUCUUUUGAAGAGAUCCUUAAUCUGCCAGGCUGAUGUCGGUGCCUUCCAGCGUCUUGCGCUCUGCUCCUCACAAUGUCCCUAAACUCCCCUCCGCCACAGCAGCAUGUCGAGGAUGGCAUAGCCCUAUAUAUACGGUAAAACCAGGCUCGAGAAGUUUAGCUACGGUUAACCAGGGCUCAAAAACACAAUCAGAGUUCUGGUUUACUGGAUCAGCACCUCGCCCGAACAUUCCGAGUCCAAACGGCAAUGAACCUCCCAACCCCCCAGAUGAACGAAAAGUCAAGCUUGGAAAAACGCUUCGAAUCCUUCAAGAACGCCUCCCCACUCUCCUGCAAUCACCACUUCCCCAAGAAAUCCUUUCACCCCAGAUAACCCUCCACCUCUUCCCCUCCACGCACCCACACCUCCCCACCGUCUCCGGACGUGUUGCCUACUCCGCUGCCCUCUGGACCUCUCCUAUAGCAUGGGGCCGCGUACCUCUCGUCGGGAAUGUCAAGCUUGAGAUACUCUCCGAGCGUAUGAUCAAGAGCCCCCGGCUCUCGCACUCCCCUCUUCCGCAGUCCGCCACGCGGCCGGAACAACUGAUCGUGCGAUGGCGGACGAUCGGGAAGACGAAGAACAAAGGCACGGGCGGCUUCUACAAGGGCAUCGGCGCCAGUGAGAACGUGGACAAGAUCACGGAGUGGCUGGGCGGCGGCAAGGGCGAGGAUGAUAGCAAGGAGUUCACGGGGUUGUUUAUCUUUGAGUUCGAUGAGGAGGGCAGGAUUGUGUCCCAUACGAUUGAACACGUCCAGGAGGGAGGUAAUUGGGAGAAGGGUGUUGGAGCUAAAGUGGUAGGCCUGACGGAUUGGUUAUUGGGUGGGAUGAAGAAUGGCAGAGGCGAGGACGGAACGCCGUGUCCGGCUUUCUGGGUUCGGACGGAGGAAUAUGACUACAGGAGGAGGAGGAGUAGUUGAAAUGUAUGAAGGGAUUGCAUUUGUACGAUAAUGUGGCGUUCAGGGAAAAGCAUAAGUUCUGGCGGGUCGAGACUCCCGAUGAUGUAUGUAAAACUUCAAUGUUGUAUUAAGAGAUCAAUCAAAGACACCGCUC
Molecule: messenger RNA, 1237 nt
Organism: Amorphotheca resinae ATCC 22711
Lineage: Eukaryota; Fungi; Ascomycota; Leotiomycetes; Helotiales; Amorphothecaceae
Exons: 2
Coding region: 181-1104 (307 amino acids)
Source: RefSeq, a predicted model, not a curated record